AUGGCUAAAAUUGCCACCAUUCUCUUUAUACAACUUAUGGUUAUCUUUCUUUCAAUAUGCCAAGAAACAUUAGCCAUAGAAAUUACAACAUACAAUAUCUUGAAAUUGGGAGCAAACCCUAACGGCAAAGGUGACUCGACAAAUUCAUUGUCGAAAGCGUGGUCUUUAGCUUGCGAGUCGAAAACCCCAUCCAUAAUAUAUGUUCCAAAGGGUAGCUUCUUGAUCAAACACCUAAACUUCAAGGGUCCAUGCAGAAACAAAGGCAUAACUUUUCGGGUCGACGGAAUCCUCGUGGCCCCCACCAACUACAACGACAUCGGGGAUGCUAAUUAUUGGCUCCUUUUUGAGUGGGCUGACGGAGUCUCGAUAAACGGGGGCACUCUAGACGGUCGAGGGGUGGCUUUGUGGGCUUGCAAGAAAAACGGCAAGAAUUGUCCGAGUGGCGUUACGACUUUGGCAUUUUCGAAUUCGAAAAAUGUGGCAAUAAAUGGAUUGACGUCACGGAACAGCCAAAUGUUCCACAUAGUAAUAAAUGGUUGCGAAAACGUGAAGUUGCAAGGAGUGAAUGUUUUGGCUUCUGGAAAUAGCCCAAACACCGAUGGGAUUCAUGUCCAACUCUCGAAAGGGAUCUCUAUUUUGCAAUCCAAAAUUAGCACCGGCGAUGAUUGUGUAUCCAUAGGACCGGGCACCACCAAUUUAUUGAUCGAAAAAGUUCACUGUGGUCCUGGCCAUGGCGUUAGCAUUGGAAGUUUAGGGAAGGAUUUUGACGAGGCUGGGGUCCAAAACGUGACUGUGAAAAACGUAACGUUGAGUAGUACACAAAACGGAUUGAGGAUAAAAACAUGGGCAAAACCAAGCAAGGGAUUUGUGAGGAAUAUUCUUUUCCAACAUGCCAUUAUGACAAAUGUGGAAAAUCCCAUAGUAAUUGAUCAAAAUUACUGCCCCAGUAACAAAAAUUGCCCUGGACAGGUAUCUGGCGUGAAAAUAAGUGAUGUUACUUAUCACGAUAUUCAAGGUACAUCGGCAACGGGAAUUGCAGUGAAAUUCGAUUGUAGUAAGGCAAGUCCAUGCCAAGGGAUAAAAUUGGAAAGUGUUCACCUAAAAUACAAAAAUCAACCAGCUCGAGCAUCGUGUUUGAAUGCAGUUGGUACAACAGUUGGCCCUAUCGAACCUUCUAGUUGCUUGUCAUGAAGGAAUACAAAAGUAUAUAUAUUAUUUAGGUUUUCUUUGAACUUGUGGUUGUACCAUUGUUAUCUCGAGCUUGAUCAUAUAGAAAAUACUUAGCAUUAGAUGAUUUGAAUGGUAAGCAAUAUAUAUGAUGUUAUAUAAAAUACUUAGCAUUAGAUGAUUUGAAGGGUAUGUUAUAUAUAUGA
Molecule: messenger RNA, 1373 nt
Organism: Erythranthe guttata (spotted monkey flower)
Lineage: Eukaryota; Viridiplantae; Streptophyta; Magnoliopsida; Lamiales; Phrymaceae
Product: polygalacturonase
Biological process (GO): carbohydrate metabolic process
Molecular function (GO): polygalacturonase activity
Source: RefSeq, a predicted model, not a curated record